Messenger RNA from Vigna unguiculata (cowpea), 894 nucleotides. RefSeq lists its product as uncharacterized. Lineage: Eukaryota; Viridiplantae; Streptophyta; Magnoliopsida; Fabales; Fabaceae. Gene Ontology annotation, molecular function: nucleic acid binding; zinc ion binding. The record is from RefSeq and is a predicted model, not a curated record.
AUGGCAGCUAAUAGAAGAAGGAGGAAUGCUAACGGUGCUGAUGAUAUUGCAGAAGCCAUUCAUCGCAUGGUGGAUGCAAUGCAACAUCCUAUUCCAGCACAGCCGAGAGUGGCAAUAGCGCCAACAAGAGUGCCAACAGUGGAGGAUUUUCUGCGCCAUAAGCCCGCAGAAUUCACAGGUGAGGCCACUCCACACGAAGCUUAUGCCUGGCUUCGCAAGUGCGAAAAGAUCUUUGGAGUGAUGAAUUGUGCUGACGAGCAGAAGCUGGCGUUUGCUGUGUACCUACUAAAUAAUCACGCAGAAUACUGGUGGGCAGGCAUGAAACAGCAGAUGCAGACUAGGGAGGAGCCAGUAACCUGGGAUAAUUUCAGAAUCCGGUUCUUAGAGAAAUAUUUCCCAGAUACUGUUAAGCAGGACAGGGAGGCGGAGUUCUUGGCUCUGCAACAGGGGAACAUGUCGAUGCAAGAAUAUGUUAAUCAAUUCGAGCAACUGGCAAGGUAUUAUUCUCAGGCAAUUACUGAAGAGUGGAGAUGCCUUAAGUUUGAGAGGGGGCUCAAGCAUGAGUUAAAGAAGGUGGUCACGCCUCUGAGAGAAAGAAGGUUUCCGAUCUUGGUGGAGCAAGCCAAGAGUGCAGAGUACCUAGAAAGAGGGCCGAAUCCGGUAAGUCGACAUCAGAAGAAUGCCGCAGAGGCGAGGCAGAUGAAGAAACCCUACAACCGACCUCAGACUUCUCAAGGUCCCACGUGUUACCAGUGUGGUGGGCCCCAUUUAAAGAGGAACUGCCCUCAGAUAACCGAUGGGGUAGGAGGAUCAGGAGAUCGUCGCAAGUGCUUCAUAUGCGACAAACUGGGCCACUUUGCCUAUAACUGCCGGAGAAGAAGAGUAUUGGAGUGA